CAUCGCCACCACCAUCAUCAUCACCACCACCGACGACGGUCUAAUCACUUUCAUUAUCACAACUUCCACAACAAUCACGGUAAACAGCUGUCACACAAACACAAACAGUCGAAGUCGAUGCAACAUCAUCAGCAUAGUCAACAGCAACAGCAGAAUCACAUAUUGCAUUGUAUAGCUUCUGCGGCAGUAGCUGCUGCGUCGUCAUCUACAAGUGGGUUGGCCGCAGCAGCCGCUGCUCUCGUCAUAAACAGCAGCACUGUUGCCGCCGCAAACGCUGCUGGUUCGGCUACUCUUUCGGCAUCCUCGUCAUUAGCGACUAAUUCAAUUGUAAAUAUAAAUCAUACAAACCAUUUAUUUAACUAUCAAUCUUACCAAUCUACGUCGCAAAGAUAUCGCCCCAAUUACAAUAUGCUACUGAACAACACUCCGAUGCAAAAUAACCCUACCCAAACGCAAUCUGCAACUGCAAACAACAUAAUAAACGUGUCCGCAACAUCUUCACACAAUUCCAAUUAUAACAAUAGUAAUCACCAUAAUCAUCAUCACCAUCACCACCACCACAAUCAUCAAUGUAAGUCGAAGCGUAAAUUACAAAAAUUGUAUUAUACCCUAUGUCGCUGAAUCUCUUGCGAUUGGAAUAGUUUUUGUCCAAGCCUUCAACGUUUCCUCAUCGGAGGAAUGUAGAGAGUAGAAGGUAAAUUCUCUUUAAACUAUAUGUAA
Molecule: messenger RNA, 720 nt
Organism: Musca vetustissima
Lineage: Eukaryota; Metazoa; Arthropoda; Insecta; Diptera; Muscidae
Exons: 1
Coding region: 118-621 (167 amino acids)
Source: RefSeq, a predicted model, not a curated record